Molecule: messenger RNA, 1800 nt
Organism: Acaulospora morrowiae
Lineage: Eukaryota; Fungi; Glomeromycota; Glomeromycetes; Diversisporales; Acaulosporaceae
Source: the annotation of a GenBank genome assembly
AUGCGAGGAAAAAUCAAUUUAUUAAGAAUAAAUGUUUUUACAUUCGUGAUCUUAUUUCUAAGUGCGAUAGCGAUUUCAAUUCCUCUCUCGAAGGAUGAUGAUUGUUUUAUACCCGAUCUAGUUAUUUUUGGUGAUUCGAUUUCGGAUAAUGGAAAUGUAUGGAGAGCAACUAAUAAAACUAUCCCUUCCCCAAAAUAUUAUUUUCAAGGAAGGUUCACUAAUGGUCGUGUUUGGAUAGAGGAUCUGGAUUACAUGUUACAUGCGAACUUAACUGACUUGGCUUACGGGGGCGCGGUCACUAAUAAUAGCAUUUACGAAAAAGUUUAUUCUUUUGCUACCAACAGCACUCUUAAUUUUACUGACCAAAUCCCCUCUAUUGACGAGCAAGUGCUAAGCCUUUUACCAAAUUUAUCGAAUUAUCCUCCCGAAACGAUAUAUGUUAUUUGGACUGGAAGCAAUGACCUUCAGAGAAUUUUCGAUUUCAGUCUCAAUGUUACGAAUGCGGAGAUCGUGUCUUCUAUCAGCAAUUCCAUUUCUCUUCUCGCAUCCAAAGGGGCACAAAGAUUUUUAAUAAUAACUGUUCCCGCUAUCCAAUACACACCUAUUUACAAUAAAUUUACCAACAAUAAUACCAUUUUCCGAGAUUUGAUCGAAAAUUAUAAUGUUUUGUUGAAUGGCACCAUGUCGGAGUUGGCUCAAUCGAAUUCAAAUAUUAUCAUCAAAGUAUUUGAUUCUUACGGAGGUUUAGAAAACAUCGUAAAGGAUCCUCAGGGCGCCGGAUUCAAGAAUGUCGUGGAUUAUUGCGUGAAUACUACGAAUGAUGUGGGAAAAAGAGGUUUAGAUAAUAUUCAAACUUAUUUGCUUAGAAAAGAUCAUCUUGAAGAUGAUAAGGAUGAUUGUGUUGUACCCGAUUUAGUUUUGUUUGGCGAUUCGCUUUCGGACAAUGGAAAUAUAUUUAAGGCAACUAAUGAUACUGUACCUCCUCCAUCAUUUUAUUAUAAUGGAAGGUUCUCUAAUGGUCGUGUUUGGAUAGAGGAUCUGGAUUACAUGUUACAUGCGAAUUUAACUGACUGGGCUUUCGGAGGAGCGGUCACUAAUAAUACCUUUUACGAAAAAAGGAUUUUCGAUUACAAGCUCAAUGUCACGCAUGCGGAGGUCGUCUCUACUGUUAUCAAGUCCAUUUCUCUUCUCGCAUCCAAGGGAGCUCGAAACUUUCUAGUAUUAAAUGUUCCCCCUAUCCAAUUAACUCCCGCUUACAACAAAUUCGACAAUCGCACCGUCAUACAAAAGUUGGUUGAAGGUUAUAAUCUUUUGUUAAAUAGUACCUUGUCGACGUUAGCCAAAUCGAAUCCAAAUGUCAGUAUCAAUUUAUUCGAUUCUUACGGACUUUUGGAAACAACUGUUAAAAAUUAUAAAAGCUUUGGAUUUAAGAAUAUCGUUGAUCAUUGCUUGAAUGCUACGAGCAGUACGGGAAAAAGAGGUUUAGAAGAUGUUCAAAAUUAUUUCCGUGAAAAAAGAGAUUUAGAAGAAGUUCAAAAUUAUCUCCGUGAAAAGAGAGCUUCUAAACCUAAGAAGAAAACCAAGAAACCUAAGCAUAAAAGCAAAAAACACAAGAAUAAAAAAGACGAUGACGAUGAUUAUGUUACAAAAGAGGAAUUGGCCUUCCAUUCGCCAGGUGCUUGUGAAAAUCCUGAUGAAUAUUUAUAUUGGGACAAUGUGCAUCCAACCAGAAAAGCACAUAGAAUAUUAGCGGCAAAAAUAGAAGAAUACAUAUGUGGUCUGAAGGGAUGGAAGCGUUAA